This is a messenger RNA of Lycium ferocissimum, 1224 nucleotides long. RefSeq lists its product as uncharacterized. Lineage: Eukaryota; Viridiplantae; Streptophyta; Magnoliopsida; Solanales; Solanaceae. The record is from RefSeq and is a predicted model, not a curated record. The transcript has 3 exons. The coding region runs from base 1 to 1224 and encodes 407 amino acids.
AUGGCUCUAGAAAUUCGAAGAGAAACAUUUCCUUUGGGUGUUAAUUUAGAAUCUCUUGAAGCUGAUCCGGGAAUUAGAAAGCCUAUUGCAGAAUAUAACCCUAAUAUACUUGAUGAAGUUAGGAGAUAUUAUAUUCAAAAAGAGCGUUGCCAACCUGAGGUUCUUGAUUUUCCUAAAACUAAGUUUGGGAAGGAAAUGCGCCAGUUUAGUCCUAAUUGGUAUAAGGGUCGUCGUAAGUGGUUGGAGUACAGUAUAACAAAAGAUGUUGCAUAUUGUUUGUGUUGCUAUUUGUUCCAAAAUGAACAUGAAAGUAAUGGAAAUACAAGUGAAACUUAUGCAAAAAUUGGCUUUAAAGCUUGGAACAAGGCUCUUGAAAGAUUUAGAGCUCAUGUUGGAGAGAUACUCGAAAAAGACAAAAGUGAAUCGCGACGUCACUUGAGUGCUUCAGUCUAUGUGACAAGGUUUCUCUUGAGACUAGAAUUAUCAUUCCGUGGGCAUGAUGAGAGUCAAUGUUCUUCAAAUAGAGGUAUCUUUCUCGAACUUUUGCAAUGGUAUGGAGAUAUUAAUAAAGAUGUUGGAAGCAUUAUAUUAGAAAACGCCCCAAAAAAUGAAAUGAUGUAUUCUCCAAGUAUUCAAAAGGAUAUUGUUGAUUCUUGUGCUAAAGAAACAAUCAAAGCCAUCAUUGAAGACCUGGAUGGGGAUUAUUUCGAGAUACUAGUUGAUGAAUCAAAAGAUAUAUCACACAAGGAGCAAAUGGAAAUUGUUCUGAGAUAUGUUAAUAAAGAAGGUGAAGUAGUAGAGCGAUUUGUUGGAGGCAAUCUACUCUUUUCUUUCAGAUCACUCAUUAAGUCCAUCACAAAUACUGGGCAAGGUUAUGAUGGAGCUAGCAACAUGCAGGGAGAGCUAAAUGGUCUUAAGACUUUGAUAUUGAAUGAGACUCCAUUGGCAUAUUGCAUUCAUUGUUUUGCUCACCAAUUGCAUUUAGCACUUGUAGCUCUUGCAAAGAAGAAUUCAAAUGUAGAUGAUUUUUUUUGUAUAGUUAUUAAUGUGUUAAAUAUUGUUGGAGCAUCUUUUAAGCGCAGAGAUUUGCUUCGAGAACAUCAUGCUGAAAAAUCAGAGGAAUUGCUCAUAUCAGGUGAAGUGCAUACUGGGCGAGGAUUAAAUCAAGAACGUGGACUUCAAGACCAGGUGAUACUCGUUGGGGUUCUCAUCAUAGAACAUUAG